AUGUCCAUGACUCCAACAUUCAACCCAGGUACGGAAACCAUGACUGAUGAUGUUGCGUUGGUUCAAAAGUUUAACUUGAAAAAGCCUAAUUCGUUGAAGAGAGGUGAUGUGAUUAUGUUUAGAUCACCACAAGAUCCUGAAAAGUUGCUAACUAAGAGAGUGGUUGGCGUACAAGGUGAUGUGAUUGCGACCAAGACGCCUCCAUAUCCAAGACCACAGGCCACAAUACCCAGAAAUCACUUGUGGGUCGAAGGCGACAACACAUUUCAUUCCGUGGAUUCUAAUAAUUUUGGCCCAAUAAGCCAGGCAUUGGUCAUAGGGAAGGUGAUUGGGGUAAUAUGGCCCAUCUCGAGGUUUGGAACAGAUAUUUCAGAAGGUGGUAGAGAAGCAAGAAAGAUAAACGAAAACUUACAGGUAAAACUGUUGGAUAAUAUUAAAUAG
Molecule: messenger RNA, 441 nt
Organism: Debaryomyces fabryi
Lineage: Eukaryota; Fungi; Ascomycota; Pichiomycetes; Serinales; Debaryomycetaceae
Gene: IMP2
Product: endopeptidase catalytic subunit
Exons: 1
Coding region: 1-441 (146 amino acids)
Biological process (GO): mitochondrial respiratory chain complex assembly
Cellular component (GO): membrane; mitochondrial inner membrane peptidase complex
Molecular function (GO): serine-type endopeptidase activity
Source: RefSeq, a predicted model, not a curated record